This is a messenger RNA of Trametes versicolor FP-101664 SS1, 1071 nucleotides long. RefSeq lists its product as uncharacterized. Bases 1 to 1071 code for a protein of 356 amino acids. Lineage: Eukaryota; Fungi; Basidiomycota; Agaricomycetes; Polyporales; Polyporaceae. The transcript is spliced from 7 exons. The record is from RefSeq and is a predicted model, not a curated record.
AUGUCUCCAUUUGAGGUCGACCCAUCGCAAUGGCCUAUGUUCGCAUCCAAGCUCACGGCCUCCAUUGUGGCACUCUUUCUUGAAACAUUGCUCUUUGGCACGUUUGCCGUCACCUAUACUAUGGGCGCGUGGUCUUUGUUAAAAACCCUUGCCUCACGGGGGAGAUCAUCGCGAGACUGGGUUUUACUGGCUACCAGCACGACUAUGUUCGGGCUGGCUCUUGUGUUAACGAUCGCCGGCUUCGUUGCAAAUAACUCGCCAACCGUAUUUGAUGUCUAUUCCACGCUAGAAGGCUUCGAGUUUAGAUCCCCUCUGUGGUUUGCCCGGUUAGGCAUCUAUGUCACGCAGACGCUUAUCGGCGACACUUUCAUGAUAUACAGAGUUUUUCUUGUGUGGAAUCGCAGCCGGAAAGUCAUCAUUCUCCCUGCGAUACUGUGUCUUAUCCACGGCGUAUGUGGUUAUGUCACACUGGGGGGCUUGCUUCUGUCCGAACCCGUGUUCAAAUCGGACCGCUUCCUCCCCGUCAAGAUAUUCACCUUACUGGCAUUUUUCUGUCUCUCGUUCACCUCCAACGUACUCAGCUCCGCUCUCAUUAUUUGGCGCGUCUUCCGCAAUGCGAACCGGUAUACGCCGCCGUCAACAAGGCUCAAGCUCUAUCGAAUGGUAGUUGAGGCUAUCGUGCAGUCCGCUGCCAUCUAUUCCAUGGCGUCCCUCUCUCUGAUUAUCACAAAUGUCGAGAGCAUCGACGUCGGCUUCGAGGUGUGCCUCAGCCUCUUCCCGCCGCUUAUUGGCCUCGUAUUCUCCUUCAUCGUCCUUCGAAUGGCCAGGAGCUCUGCAGAAGACGUAGCGCGCCGACUUGCUUCGCACACAAGAGACUGGGAAUCGGACAAGCCGAGCUGCAUCAUCACGAGCCACAUCCGCCCUACGAACGUCCAGUUGCACACACCCCCUGUUCCCCUUCCCGUAUCUCGCCUUACAACUCGCGAACUCCCGACAGACGCGCAGACCACGUAUAUAUGCAACGCGAGCACGAGCAGCAUCAAGCCGGCAGACGGUGACUUCGAAGGCUGA